AGAAAAGUGAAGGAAAACCCUCUCACAAAGACAAAAAGGAUAUAUUCGCCCAUUAUCGCACACAACAACUCGUUUCACGAUCAAUCUCACCACCGACACGAUAGAAGAAAUUGAGGAUUACGACAGAUUGAAGGGAGGACGCACGCGACGGGCUCCAUAAAAAGAUUUUGAGGACCGAGCUAGGACUGCAAAACACACACGAGCAACACGUUCAAAGAUGAAGGUCUUUUCCAACGAUGAGGUGUUUGACUACUCCUGGGAGGAAGUCUCGACUGCGAAUUGGAGGAAAUACUGUCCUUGGAACGACAAGAGCACACAUGUCAUAGCCGUCGAUACAUUAUCGCGGAGCGUGGAUCCUGAGUCAGGAAUUUUGAGAACGGAAAGAUUGAUUACAUGCAAGCAAAGCGCGCCGAAAUGGCUUGCAUCGCUCAUGGGCGGAAACGAAACCUCACACGUCUUCGAAACCUCCUACGUGGAUCCGGUAUCGAAGAAAGUUACAAUGAUAUCCUCGAAUCUGACUUUUGCCAAUAUCAUCUCGGUGCAGGAAUCCGUGGUGUAUCAGCCCCUUUCUGCAACCAAGACGCAAUUCGUGCAGAACGCAAAGAUCACAGCGCUUUGUGGUGGGUGGCAGAAGGUCAAGAAUGCCGUGGAAGAUGCGACUGUUACGCGAUUUGGCGAGAAUGCCAGAAAAGGGAAAGAGGGCUUCGAAGCUGUGCUGGAGAUGAGUAGGAGGGUGUUUAGAGAAGAAAAGGAGAAGGCGAGGAUGGAGGUUGAGGUCCAAGAGAAGAUGGCAGCAUGAGGACGA
This is a messenger RNA of Mollisia scopiformis, 805 nucleotides long. RefSeq names its product MSF1-domain-containing protein. Gene Ontology annotation, molecular function: phosphatidic acid transfer activity. The record is from RefSeq and is a predicted model, not a curated record. The transcript has 2 exons. Gene Ontology annotation, biological process: phospholipid transport. NCBI's taxonomy places the organism in Eukaryota, Fungi, Ascomycota, Leotiomycetes, Helotiales, Mollisiaceae. Gene Ontology annotation, cellular component: mitochondrial intermembrane space. The coding region runs from base 218 to 799 and encodes 193 amino acids.